Thermothelomyces thermophilus ATCC 42464 is the source of this 1327-nucleotide messenger RNA. RefSeq lists its product as uncharacterized. The record is from RefSeq and is a predicted model, not a curated record. Gene Ontology annotation, cellular component: Dsc E3 ubiquitin ligase complex. NCBI's taxonomy places the organism in Eukaryota, Fungi, Ascomycota, Sordariomycetes, Sordariales, Chaetomiaceae. The transcript has 2 exons. Bases 219 to 1241 code for a protein of 340 amino acids. Gene Ontology annotation, biological process: SREBP signaling pathway; protein processing.
CGCGCACGUACACUAGAGCACCCCGCGUAAGCGACACCGCACGCCGAUCCGUUCAUGCACCGCUAACGAACCGCGCAUGGGAGGGUUAUUGCUGCGCGAAACAUAACCGAUGUUCUGGGCUUGACGCAUCCCAGUACAUACAUUGCAGCACCACCGUGUGAACAUGUAAUGUUUCUCCCGCCUGCACCUGAAUACCUCAACCCAUUUUGCGGCGAGCGAUGAGCGAAGAUCCGGGCCCAAGCUCCGCGGCCCGGCAGCUCCCGCCAUGGUCCGAUGGCGAGUACGACGCCGACGAGCACGCCGUGCACUCUGAGAACAGUCGUCACGAUGUCCGGUCCGACGAGACCUCGGCGUCGCGGCGGCAGAAGAGGAGGCGCGAGGGUUUGGUCAAGAAGCUCGAGCUCGUCAGGCACUUGCAGAAGAGCCUUGACAUGAUCGUUGUCGUCUACAUUUGUACCUUGUACUAUAUGGAGUGUUCGUUCUUUCGCUUCAUCCUCCGCCUUGUGCCACACUACUCCUCUCUGUCGCCCAAGGACGGCCCUCUCCUCCCUCUCGAGCAACCCAACAUCUAUGGCAUCUUCGUCCCGAGCGUCCUCUGCAUCCUUGUGCACAUGUUCUUUGGGUUGCCCGAAGCGGGCGAAGCGACGCGCGGCUACCUACACGGCGGCGUCAUCAUCGACUUCAUCGGACAGAAGCCGCCGACCUCUAGGCUCGCCUUUCUGUUCCUCGACUUGGUAAUCCUAGGCGCGCAGUGCCUGAUGCUGGCGGUGCAUCGGGAGCUGGAGGGCUUGAAGAAGGCCGUCACGCCGGGCUUGCGAACCACCAGCCCGGACCUCGGUCAACCCGACCAAAUCACCGUGGCCCUGGCAACAACGGUGCAGGAUCACGACGCAGAAGAGCGCGGGGUGUUGAGGGAGGAGUCCUUAUUGGGGUAUGGAGGCGGGAUAGAACUGCAGCCGCUCUCGGGAAACGGCAUCCGUCAACGGGACGGGUCAGCGAUGGAGGAUGAGCGGAUGGGGAAUACCUUCUCGUCGGCGGCUGACAGCGCAGACAUGUUGGACGUGAUUCGGUCGGGUAAUGCUGUCCUGGGAAAUUUUCAUGUCAUUCACGCGGUCCGCACGGUGGGCAAUGGCGCGCAGGCUGCAGCCGCCUACUCGCUUAGUACCCUGGGUUAUGGCGCCACGCUGGCCGCGCUGGCCGCUGAACGGAGGAGCAGGCUAAUAAGGCGACAGCAACGAUAGCAGAGUGCACUGAUGACAUGUUCCCUGUUUUUAUGUAACCUUCCGAGGACAAAAAGAGAAAGAAAAAAAAUAAUGUCAUGAUGAAA